Chrysoperla carnea is the source of this 2970-nucleotide messenger RNA. RefSeq names its product MAP kinase-activated protein kinase 2 (gene MAPk-Ak2). The transcript is spliced from 8 exons. Gene Ontology annotation, biological process: intracellular signal transduction; peptidyl-serine phosphorylation; protein autophosphorylation. The record is from RefSeq and is a predicted model, not a curated record. NCBI's taxonomy places the organism in Eukaryota, Metazoa, Arthropoda, Insecta, Neuroptera, Chrysopidae. Gene Ontology annotation, cellular component: cytoplasm; nucleus. Gene Ontology annotation, molecular function: calcium/calmodulin-dependent protein kinase activity; ATP binding; calcium-dependent protein serine/threonine kinase activity. Bases 198 to 1301 code for a protein of 367 amino acids.
GGAAGGAGAAAAAACUAAAAUAAAAAAAAAUUAUCAUAGAAUUAGUAAUUUAUGAAGUGAGGUAUGGAAAAUUUUUAAAUUCGUUUCAAAAAUUUGAAAAGUGUGCGUUUGAUGUGUAUGUUUAUGUGAUUCAAAUCAGUUGACCUUGUGAGGUGUGCGUAUAACUGUCAGACUCCGUAUCAGAGUCAUUAUCAGUAAUGGAGAACAACAAACUGUAUUUACAACAGCGUGUAAAAACAACACCAAUAUCGGACGAUUAUCAAAUAACAGGACAAGUUUUGGGUCUAGGUAUUAAUGGUAAAGUUGUCGAAUGCUACAGUCUGGCUAAUCGUGAAAAAUUUGCUUUGAAGGUAUUACAUGAUUGCGUAAAAGCACGUCGUGAAGUGGAAUUACAUUGGAAGGUCAGCACUUGUAAACACAUUGUGAACAUCAAGGAUGUGUAUGAGAACGAGUAUGCAGGUCAUAAGUGUUUACUUGUUGUAAUGGAAUGUAUGGAAGGUGGUGAAUUAUUCCAAAGAAUUCAAGAUAGACAAGAUGGUGCUUUUACUGAACGUGAAGCGGCUGAAAUAAUGCGUGAUAUUGCGUAUGCAGUAAAAUUUCUACAUGAUCACAAUAUUGCGCACAGAGACUUAAAACCAGAGAAUUUAUUAUAUUCAAAGCCUGAACCGUUUGGUGUUCUGAAAUUAACUGAUUUUGGUUUCGCUAAGGAAUCUCAGUCACAAGAAUUAUCGCUACAAACACCUUGUUACACUCCCUACUAUGUUGCUCCAGAAGUGCUUGGACCUGACCGUUAUGAUAAAAGCUGUGAUAUUUGGUCCCUGGGAGUCAUUAUGUAUAUUUUGUUAUGUGGUUUCCCUCCAUUUUAUAGUAGUCAUGGUUUAGCUAUAUCUCCGGGUAUGAAAAAACGGAUACGUAAAGGAGAGUAUGAUUUCCCUGAACCAGAAUGGCAUCAUGUUAGUAACGACGCGAAAACCUUAAUUCGUGGUAUGCUCACAAUUGACCCAAGUGGACGUUUAACCAUCGAUCAAGUCAUCUCAAAUCGUUGGAUUGCUCAAUAUACAGCUGUGCCCAAAACACCAUUGUACACGAAUCGUAUGCUUAAGGAAAUGAACAAUUGGCCGGAUGUACAAGAGGAAAUGACCAGAUCUUUGGCCACAAUGCGAGUAGAUUAUGAUCAGGUUCAAAUAAAGAAUUUAGAAAAUAGUAACAAUCCACUAUUGAACAAGAGACGUAAAAAGAUUGAUACAGCGUCUGGAUCAGCAUCAACGACCGUACGUGAUCCGUCCGAAACCGUCAUUUAAAGCCGUCACAUACCAAAACUACUUAAAAGCCAUUUUAACAGAACAAAUUCAUAUAAUUUACGACUGAAUUUUAUUUUUUUUAAUUAGGUCACAAACCACACAAAACUUUUAAUGAUUUUAACGAUUUUAUUUUAAAUAUACUAGCAGGGUCACAAGAAAAUUCGAGAUCAAUAUUCUAGGUCGAAAUUGAUUUGUUUUAGAAUGAAUGGGACUGCUUUCAGUAUAAUUACUUGGGACCUCGAGUAUAUUUAAAUAAUUAUAUUUUAAUUUUUUAACUAAUAGAUAGCAAAGAGAAACAUCGAAAGACUUUUAUCGAAAUUUCUAUGAAAUUAUUUGAAGCCAACUUGAUUGCAAUCGAGAUUUUAUUGGGAAAAAGUUAAAUGCAUAAAAAAAAUACCCAAAGGGUGUCAGUUGAGGUGCUUCGAUGAUUAUUUAAGGAUGGUAAUCCACUCCUUUUAUCAUCAUUUGACAGUCGAGCUAGAACUUAGAAGUCUGAAAUUUUAAAUGAGAGCUUAAGAAACCUGUUUUAAUGUUUCAAUAAGAGGUUAGGGGAUCAACUAGAACGUUUAACACUCCCCGAAUUUUCUUUUGCUAUCUCUUGGAUCAAUUUUUUAUUUUUAAACAAAACUUAAACUGCAAUUUUUAAUUUUUGCGACGUAAUUUCUAAGUAUUAUUUGAAAAAGAGGUUUUAUUUUAAAGAAUAAUAAUUAGCAGAGUUUUUAUUUUAAUAUAUUUUGUCUUGGAAAAACUAAAAAAGAAAAGAAGGUUUUUCUCUAAACGUAGAAUUUAUAAACGGGUCACAAAGCAAAGGCAAAGGUCUGGCUUGUCUCGAAAUAAUCUCGACAAGUUUGUUUUAACAAGAAAGGUAAUAAAGCACGCCUUCGGGAGCUUACAUCUCAUCUGGAAUAUUUUAUUUUUAAAAACUUAUCCAAAUAAUUGAAUUAUUCUGUGGGACCUGGAUCGAUACUUAUCCACAGAUAAGUAAACUGCCGAAAGUCGUGUAUUAUUUUUAAUUUUUGAGCUUUGUGAUCGAAAAACGAAAUACUGAAUUUGAUGGAAAUUCUUUAAACAAAUAUUUUAAAUAAAAGUUGUAAAUUCUAUAGUUUAGGAUUGCCUGAUAAUCAAAAAAAUUAAUUAAGAGAAAACUUAAUGUUGUACAAGGUUCCACACAUGCGCAUGUGCGUAUGAUAAUCUUUUGUUUUAAAAUUAUUAGUAAAACAUUCCAAGCGAAAUAGAUGGCACCAUGUAAUUAGAACAUUAUGGCUUCCACAGGGUCCUGGCAAUCAUAUUCAGGGUUUUCUUGGACAUAGCCAGGAUAACUCUUGAUCAAAUUACCUUUUUAAUAAUAAACAAAUUAAACAGACAGACAAACAGAUACACACCAUGGUUAGGGGCUUAACAUAACCCUCUUUUUGGGUUUGCAAAUGUCAGAUAAAAGAGGCGCCUCGGGAUUAUAGGCUAUUGGGAUUAGCGGCCCUGGAUUUCCAUAAAAGUUAUUUAUAGUUCAAUUCAACAGUUUUUCAUGUGUUCGUAGUUUAGAAAUAAAUUUUCAUAAAAAAAGACUGUUGAAUUUAGAAAAAUUUUCGAAUGGCAUGUUUGGAAUCUUAUUUUUAGCUAAUGGAAAUUUAAUUAGUAACGUUAUUAAUAUAAAAAAAAAAUCAAAGAAAAU